This is a messenger RNA of Panicum hallii, 2595 nucleotides long. Its product is annotated as cytochrome P450 704B1. Gene Ontology annotation, molecular function: iron ion binding; heme binding; monooxygenase activity. The coding region runs from base 941 to 2563 and encodes 540 amino acids. The transcript has 5 exons. NCBI's taxonomy places the organism in Eukaryota, Viridiplantae, Streptophyta, Magnoliopsida, Poales, Poaceae. The record is from RefSeq and is a predicted model, not a curated record.
GUCUUCGCGCUUCGCCAGACCUCUGUCCAGCUGCAGUCCUUGAAUCGUCCUUCUUCGGGGCUUCGCCUCUUGUUCUCUUUGGGGUGAACUCCUUCGGGGAAACUGCCGACGUCUCGCGCUCUUGGGUCGCCCGCCUGAGACAUCUUCCAGGCCUUCGAGCCUAUCCGAAGGUGGCGUCCCCAACGUGCAGUUGCCAGGUAGAUCUCUUGCAGACCGACUAUACUAGGUAGAUAAUCACAAGUUCAAAAUGUCCUGGUUCCAUGCACAGUAAGUCAACAACAGCACACGAUUUAAUAAACUCUACCACAGAGCAGCACAUGACAUGAGCAGUUCCAACACCAAGCAAGGUCAAAUUGGCAAGAGCACCAGGUGACACAGCAGCAACGUUAGCCUCCCAUUGGGAAGAUCGGUUAUAGCAUUCGCUGGACAUUGACUUGCCAACCCAGCAAUCCUUGAGGGGAAAAAACCGCUUCGGGUUCACAAUCUUCUUUCAGGAUGUACAUAUUUCACUUGAACUGCAUAUAGGAUCAAGGACUGUAUCGUUGUGCCUCAAUUAAGGAACUAUAGACAGAAUUCAUAAUUUUCUUUCUGGUUGGUUCAGUUUGGAACCUUCAGUGUACCGAGCUGAUGGAUCACAACACUGGAUACGAUGUCUGACAACGGAAAUAGAGCAUGUCCUAAUUGCAAUAAAAUGCAUAACCUGUGUAUUAGAGUGACUCAUUUUCUUGGUUGGCAGAUCACAAAAAGGAACACAAACGCAAACCCCAACUUGUCCGGGAGUUAGGUCAGGGACACCAUAUGAAUGAAACCAUCUUAAUUUCAGUCACACCAAGAUUGUCCCAAGUUUGGUAACUGCAGUGUCCAAUAUAUCACCUAACAAAGCCAGCCGACGCUGCAUACAUAGCAUCUCUUGCAGACUGAACCCUUCAUCAGGAGCGCCAUGGUGGAAGCUCAUGCCACGCCGGCGACGCCGUUCUUACCACUGACAGGGCUCCACAAGUACAUUGCCAUCUUCCUCGUCGUCCUCUCAUGGAUCCUAGUCCACAAGUGGAGCCUGAGGAAGCAGAAAGGCCCAAGAUCAUGGCCGGUCAUCGGUGCAACGGUGGAGCAGCUGAGGAACUACCACAGGAUGCACGACUGGCUUGUCGGGUACCUGGCGAAGCACAGGACGGUGACCGUCGACAUGCCCUUCACUUCUUACACCUACAUCGCGGACCCGGUGAAUGUUGAGCAUGUCCUCAAGACCAACUUCACCAAUUACCCCAAGGGGGACGUGUACAGAUCCUACAUGGAUGUGCUGCUCGGCGACGGCAUAUUCAACGCCGACGGCGAGUUGUGGAGGAAGCAGAGGAAGACGGCAAGCUUCGAGUUUGCCUCCAAGAACCUGAGAGAUUUCAGCGCCAUUGUGUUCAGAGAAUACUCACUGAAGCUGUCAGGCAUACUGAGCCAAGCAUCCAAGGCAGGCAAAGUUGUGGACAUGCAGGAACUGUACAUGAGGAUGACGCUGGACUCGAUCUGCAAGGUUGGGUUCGGGGUUGAGAUCGGCACGCUGUCGCCGGAUCUCCCCGAGAACAGCUUCGCCCAGGCGUUUGACGCCGCCAACAUCAUCGUCACGCUGCGGUUCAUCGACCCGCUGUGGCGCGUGAAGAGGUUCUUGCACGUCGGGUCAGAGGCCCUCCUCGAGCAGAGCAUCAAGCUCGUGGACGAGUUCACCUACAGCGUCAUCCGCCGGAGGAAGGCCGAGAUCGUCGAGGCCCGGGCCAGCGGCAAACAGGAAAAGAUCAAGCACGACAUCCUAUCGCGGUUCAUCGAGCUCGGCGAGACCGGCGAGGACAGCGGCGGCCUCGGGGACGACAAGAGCCUCCGGGACGUGGUGCUCAACUUCGUGAUUGCCGGGCGGGACACGACGGCGACGACGCUGUCGUGGUUCACCUACAUGGCCAUGUCGCACCCGGACGUGGCCGAGAAGCUGCGCCGCGAGCUGUGCGCGUUCGAGGCGGAGCGCGCGCGCGAGGAGGGCGUGGCACUGGUGCCCUGCGGCCCCGACGCCGACGACAAGUCGUUCGCCGCCCGCGUGGCGCAGUUCGCGAGCCUCCUCAACUACGACAGCCUCGGCAAGCUGGUGUACCUCCACGCCUGCGUCACCGAAACGCUCCGCCUCUACCCAGCCGUCCCUCAGGACCCGAAGGGGAUCCUGGAGGACGACGUGCUGCCGGACGGGACGAAGGUGAGGGCCGGCGGCAUGGUGACGUACGUGCCCUACUCGAUGGGGCGGAUGGAGUACAACUGGGGCGCCGACGCGGCAACGUUCCGGCCGGAGCGGUGGAUCAACGAGGACGGCGCGUUCCGGAACGCGUCGCCGUUCAAGUUCACGGCGUUCCAGGCGGGGCCGAGGAUCUGCCUGGGCAAGGACUCGGCGUACCUGCAGAUGAAGAUGGCGCUGGCCAUCCUGUGCCGCUUCUACAGGUUCCAGCUGCUGGAGGGGCACCCCGUCGAGUACCGCAUGAUGACCAUUCUUUCCAUGGCGCACGGCCUCAAGCUCCGAGUCUCCAAGGCCGUCUGAUUAUUUAGUUGAUGAGUAUCCUAGAUGAUGAU